GCAAGAAUCAUCUCCUCCUCUCCACCAACGGAGUACUACCGUUACAAUGCCUCAGAAUGAGUAUAUGGAAAGGCAUGCCAAGCAGCAUGGCAAGCGCUUCGACUACGAAGAACGAAAACGCAAGCGCAUAGCCCGUGAGCAGCACAAGGGCAGCGAAAAUGCGCAGAACUUCCGAGGUCUCCGUGCGAAGCUGUAUCAGCAGAAGAGGAGGAAGGAGAAGAUCCAGAUGAAGAAGACGAUCAGGGCGCACGAGGAAAGAAACGUCAAGAGCAGCGAAGCCGCCGAGCCGUCGUCCACGCCCUUGCCGCAAUACUUGCUGGAUCGGUCAUCUGAGAAGAAUGCGAAGGCGCUCAGCAGCGCAAUCAAGCAGAAGCGCAAUGAAAAGGCGGCCAGGUUUAGCGUCCCGCUACCGAAGGUCAAGGGCAUAUCUGAGGAGGAGAUGUUCUCGGUCGUAAAGACCGGAAAGAAGACACAAAAGAAGGGAUGGAAAAGGGUUGUUACGAAGCCGACUUUCGUUGGGCCUGAUUUCACUCGCCGACCUGUCAAGUACGAGCGCUUUAUUCGACCUAUGGGACUGCGGUACAAGAAGGCCAAUGUCACGCACACCGAGCUCGCAGUCACAGUCCAGCUUCCCAUCAUAUCCGUCAAGAAGAACCCUCAGAACCCGAUGUACACACAGCUCGGCGUCCUCACUCGGGGCACGAUCAUAGAGGUGAACGUAAGCGAUCUCGGGUUGGUUACUGCGGGAGGCAAAGUCGUAUGGGGACGUUAUGCCCAAAUCACGAACAACCCGGAAAAUGAUGGCUGCAUUAACGCCCUACUUCUAUGAAUUUCGAGCGGCUGCGUAAGGAGAACGAGAACUUCUAAGCAUACAUUGGUGUAAGGCGUUUGGUAUUCAGUCUUUUUGGGAUCACUGCGGAGAGUCUGGACGCCGGCGGUUCAAUCGAAAAGUCUGAGGCGAGGUGAUGGUGACCGAGCGCGUACAUACGCUUGUAGUCAUGGAUUCAGCUAGGAGUCAGAAAAGAUACCUGGAUGUUGGUGUGGACGAGGCUCCGAGAGUGGCUUACGACAAUCGAAUGAAACAUACCUUCAAGCAUGAAGGCCAUUGUAAUGCA
Mytilinidion resinicola is the source of this 1115-nucleotide messenger RNA. Its product is annotated as TGF-beta-inducible nuclear protein-like protein 1. Lineage: Eukaryota; Fungi; Ascomycota; Dothideomycetes; Mytilinidiales; Mytilinidiaceae. The record is from RefSeq and is a predicted model, not a curated record. Gene Ontology annotation, biological process: maturation of LSU-rRNA; maturation of 5.8S rRNA. Gene Ontology annotation, cellular component: preribosome, large subunit precursor; nucleolus. Bases 47 to 829 code for a protein of 260 amino acids. The transcript is spliced from 6 exons.